AUGAAAAAAGGAGAGUACACCGUGACAGGGUUGGAACUGCUCGAGCUCCGGGUGCCGACACACGUUCCGCUGGGCACGCGGCCGUCACUGUCGUGUCGCUGGCGACUGAACCCCACAGAUAUCCUGUACUCCGUCAAGUGGUACAAGGAUGGAAAGGAGUUCUUCAGGCACGUGCCGAGAGAUGUCGAACCGAGGAGAAAAUUUUUACUUCCCGGAGUCGAUGUAGAGGAAUCCUCUCCUAAUGCGUCCAACGUGACGCUGUACCCGGCGGUGCUGGAGACGGGCGGACGCUAUCGUUGCGAGGUGUCCGGGGAGAGACCGCUUUUCCCGACCGUCUCCGACUACGCGGAUAUGAUUAUUGUCGCUCUACCGUCCGAGGGUCCGGUAAUAUCGGGGUCCCGCGUGCGCUACCAGCUCGGCGAUCGCGUGCAGGUGAACUGCACGUCGGGGCGCUCGCGGCCUGCCACCCAGCUAGCGUGGUACGUCAACGGUGAGCCCGCGCCGCCGGCCGUCGUGCGGGGGCCCGAGCACUUCCGUCACGAGGACGGACUGGAGACCACGACGCUCUCCCUGGACUUUAAGGUUAAGCCGAAGCACUUUAAAAAGGGCGAUUUAAAAUUGAAGUGUCUCGCCACCAUCGCGACGGUGUACUGGCGCAGCAACGAGGAGAGCGUGCAGGGCGAGCGGCUGAAGGGCCACUCGCGCUCGCGGGAGGCGCUGGAGGGCGCGUCGCGCGCCGACCGCGUACGGGCGGGAGCGGACGCGCGCGCGCCGGGCGCGCUGGCGCCGCUCGCCGCGCUGCUGGCGCUGGCGGGGAUGCGUGCCGUGUGA
Molecule: messenger RNA, 831 nt
Organism: Melitaea cinxia (Glanville fritillary)
Lineage: Eukaryota; Metazoa; Arthropoda; Insecta; Lepidoptera; Nymphalidae
Exons: 5
Coding region: 1-831 (276 amino acids)
Source: RefSeq, a predicted model, not a curated record